This is a messenger RNA of Haemonchus placei, 705 nucleotides long. NCBI's taxonomy places the organism in Eukaryota, Metazoa, Nematoda, Chromadorea, Rhabditida, Trichostrongylidae. The record is from the annotation of a GenBank genome assembly.
AUGAAGCAGGUGGUUUACUCGAACAUCCCUACCGAAGCUCCACGAGUCCCACAAUUAUAUCCGGACUCAUGGCCGUUCUCUAAAGAAUCUACAAAUCUUGAAGCGGCGAUAUGGGGAAACGAAGUGCUGUUUCACCCGGUCUAUGCGUUCGGGACAGCCGGUAUUCGUGGAGCCAAGCAAUUGACUGCUACUUCCAUCGUUUAUUGGGACACCAGAGUUUGCCAGAACCUCUUCGGCACAUCCAUCAUGUUCGGUGUCGGCACAAAACAUGCUUCUACACGAGCUCGUUCGCAGUUUGUCGAUCUUCUCGGUGAAGACGAGCAUUCUUACGGUCUCAAUCAAAAGGGAUUGGUUAGGCACUGUGGAAUUGAAGUCGCUGUUUGUGAACCCCUACCGUACAGAGACUGCGUGGUUGGUAUACUUUUCGAUGGUCCAGGCAGGAAAAUAAGCUUCUAUCGGAACGGAGAAUAUUUGUGCACUCCUUUCAGUGAUAUCGACGUCUCAGAACCUCUUUAUCCAAUGGUGUCGAGGUUCACUCUAUGUCCGGGGGAAGUUAUGGUCGACUGCCUUUGCCUCGAACGCUCAUUCUUCGCCUCGGACAGAUGGAACGACGUAAGCUACGAUUACGUCGUACAGUGGCGAAAGUUCGACCCCCAACCGGCAUCAUCUAUACCUUUCGCAUACCGCGCUGCACCAUGGGUGUAG